Molecule: messenger RNA, 1524 nt
Organism: Fusarium musae
Lineage: Eukaryota; Fungi; Ascomycota; Sordariomycetes; Hypocreales; Nectriaceae
Exons: 2
Coding region: 1-1524 (507 amino acids)
Biological process (GO): telomere capping; regulation of telomere maintenance via telomerase
Cellular component (GO): nuclear telomere cap complex
Molecular function (GO): G-rich strand telomeric DNA binding; telomerase inhibitor activity
Source: RefSeq, a predicted model, not a curated record
AUGUUUGAGACCAUGGUUGUUGCAUCACGGAACGUCAAAGACAAGUUCAAAUUACUUCAAGAUGUCCAAGAGGGAUGCUUCUGUGACAUCGUCGCACAGGUCGUUCGGCCACCCUACGAUGGUGGGGACAAGAUGACUUUAUGGGUUUCCGAUUACACAGAGAACCCAUUUUUUCAUAACUUUUCUAUCGGCUUCGACGAAUCCUCUAUCGGUCGAGAUGGUGAUCCAUUCGGCUAUACCGACAAGUACACUGUGGCUGCUAACCCAUCGGGCUGGCCGGGUCCUUUUGGAAAGAGAUGCAUCCAGAUCACAUGCUGGGAACCCCAUGUAACUGCACUCCGUGACAGAGAUAUGGGAACUCUCCCAUGGGUUUUGAUCAAAAAUUUGCAAAUCAAAUUAGGCCACAGUGGUGCCAACCUGGAGGGAUUCUUGAGAGAAGACCGUGAUCCGCAUGGACCAAAAAUUGGUAUUCGUAUGGUAAACUCGAAUCCCGAUUCAGAGAAUUUUGACCUACGUGCAAAGGAGGCCUUGCAGAGAAAAAGACAAUACGAGCGCUUAAAAAAAGGGCAGGCCAGAGAAAUCAAGGAAGCUUUGAGGGUCGGACAAAAGCGCAAGCAUGGCGUAGAGUCGAAAAUCGAACAAAAAAAAGGCAACGCUAAAUCGAGGCGCAAUGAAAAACGAUCGAAAACCAAAAACAAUAAACAAGGUGAGGCCAGAGAGCCUACAGAACAGGAUGUAGUCCCUUCCGUGGACCUAAAUACUCGAGUGAAAUGCGAAAAUGAAGACAAGCCGGCUAGUUCGAUUGACGAAAUCACAAAAGUUGUCCAGCAUGAAACUACUAUUGAUGAUAUUAUUAUAAAACUUCCUCUACCCUUUGUGAACUUAAACUACAGAGCAAACGUUCGAGUUGUCGACUUUUCACCAGCAAACCUGGCAGAUUUCGCCUAUCCGAAGAAGGAAUCGGAGUAUGAAGACCUUUCCGAUGACGGUGAAGAGUCGCUGUCCAACAGCGAAACUGAAGAUGAAGACGAACAGCCAAUCCAGAGAACGCUAGACGAUUUCACCAAAGCGCGAAACUGGGAGUGGCGUUUCUUUUUGGAGCUCGAGGACGCUGUAGUCGCUGAGAAACAUAAGAAGCAAAGACUUUGGGUGGCAGUCGACAACCAAUCUGCUCAAUUACUUACUGGGCUCGAUGCGUGUAACCUGAGACGAGAUAAGCAGGUGCUGCUAAACCUCCGCGACAAGAUGUUUACGCUCUGGGGAAAUCUGGAGGAGAAAAAGGCCGCUGCUCAGGAAGCGGCAAGGAAGGGAAACCCUCCAGCUGAUAGCGACGAUGAGGAUCAACAGCAGCCCGAGCCAAAGAACUCGGGCAAAACGCAACUCACAAACCGGGCGUUUCCAUGCUGCAUAAAGCAAUAUGGUAUCAAAGUUGCCGAGCCAGAACCGUCACAGGCCAACGCUGGGGAUGGCAAACGCUGGCAGAGAAUGUUCCAACUCUUUGGCGCCAGGAUUGUUGGAGAAUAG